Messenger RNA from Mangifera indica (mango), 817 nucleotides. Its product is annotated as ethylene-responsive transcription factor ERF098-like. The transcript has a single exon. Gene Ontology annotation, biological process: regulation of DNA-templated transcription; ethylene-activated signaling pathway. Bases 191 to 643 code for a protein of 150 amino acids. Gene Ontology annotation, molecular function: DNA-binding transcription factor activity; DNA binding. The record is from RefSeq and is a predicted model, not a curated record. Lineage: Eukaryota; Viridiplantae; Streptophyta; Magnoliopsida; Sapindales; Anacardiaceae.
UUUUAAAUGCGAAGAAGUUUCCUAGCAGCCAAUUCUCAACCGUCAUCUCUGACUUCUAUCUUUAUGUGGCUAUGCCAUUAUAAAUGUAUCUCUCAUUAUCCUAUGGCGUUCCAUUAUAAUUCAUUGCCACCAACUUUCUGAUUAUUUGGACGUUAAGAAUUGACUUGACUGCUACAAUUUCAAAAACAACAUGGAGGCAGCACCCAGAGGAGGCAAAAACAGGAAGAUGGAAAACAAUGAGAUUCGUUACAGGGGAAUUCGCCGGAGACCAUGGGGAAAGUUUGCAGCUGAAAUACGUGACCCAACAAGGAAUGGUGCGCGCCUGUGGCUUGGCACUUUUAAUACUGCGGAAGAGGCGGCUCGAGCGUAUGACAGAGCUGCUUUUGCUUUCCGGGGUCAUUUAGCCAUUCUUAACUUCCCAAAUGACUAUCAAUAUCAUUCUCAACCCGGCUCUUUGCCUUCAUCAUCAUCAUCUGGAGCUAACUAUGGAAGCGCCUCUGGUUCUGGCAGAGUGGUUUCUUCUGAAGCAGGGAAAGAAAGUGGAAAUGAAGUCAUAGAGUUGGAGUAUCUAGACAAUAAAUUGUUGGAGGAGCUCCUGGAUACAAAGGACGAUUAUUACCCGGGUAAAAAUGACAAAAACUAGCGACAUUCCACUGCAUAAAAGUUGUGGCUUAUUGUAGAUCCUUUUCUGGGUUACUGAAAAUUUUUAUUCUUUGCAAAUAACUGCGUUUUCUUGAGAAGUGUCAUUAUGCAAACUGAUACUUGUGAUCGCAGAAUUUGAAAAAUUGUUCAGAAUCUAUGUAUUCUGGGUUUUUAA